GUUUGCAUUCUAGUUCGCGGUUUCAUCUAGAAGACAAGAUCGUGUCAUUCGCUUCAUUUCUUCGUGUAACGGUGCUAGGUGCGGAUGCCACAGUGUUAUUUUUAAUUGUUAACUAUUUAUAAAAAUAAAAAAAGUGUAGAGAAAACCAGAACACCGAGGAGUCGCCAUGGACAUACAAGUGCAGCGCCCCAUUACGUCCGGCAGCCGGCAGGCCCCGGAUCCGUACGAUCAGUACCUGGAGAGCCGCGGACUCUACCGGAAACAUACGGCCCGGGACGCCUCCAGUUUGUUCCGGGUGAUAGCCGAGCAGAUGUAUGACACCCAGAUGCUGCAUUACGAGAUUCGGCUGGAGUGCGUCCGCUUCAUGACCCUAAAACGACGCAUUUUUGAGAAGGACAUCCCUGGUGAUUUCGAUAGCUACAUGCAGGACAUGUCCAAGCCCAAGACUUAUGGAACCAUGACAGAACUACGCGCUAUGUCCUGCUUGUAUCGCCGCAAUGUUAUCCUGUAUGAGCCCUACAACAUGGGCACCAGCGUCAUUUUUAAUCGUCGCUAUCCGGAAAACUUCCGUGUCUUCUUCAACAAUGAGAAUCAUUUCGAUUCGGUUUAUAAAGUAAAAUAUAUAGAAACGGCCGCCAUUUGUCAAUCAAUCGCCUUCAAGUUGCUGUACCAGAAGCUUUUCAAAUUGCCUGACGUAUCAUUUGCUGUGGAGAUCAUGUUGCAUCCACACUCUUUCAACUGGGAUCGAUUCGACAUGGUGUUCGAUGACAAGGGCUACAUGGUUCGCAUUCAGUGCUCCGAUGGACGAGUUUUUACGCUUGACCUGCCGGGGAAUACCAACUGUAUAUUGGAAAACUAUAGGCUGUGCAAUUUCCAUAGCACCAAUGGAAAUCAGAGCAAUGCUAAUCGAAAGGGCGGUCGGCGGGAGAUAAAGAAUCAGGAGGACCGCAAGCCAUCCGGCAGUACGAACCACGAACCAAACGAUCAGUUGCCCAUGUGUCCAAACCGAAUGGAGUCGUGUGUCCGCCAGCUGCUAGAUGAUGGUAUCACUCCGUUUCCCUACAAGGUGGCCAAAUCCAUGGACCCCUAUAUGUAUCGGAAUAUAGAAUUUGAUUGCUGGAACGAUAUGCGCAAGGAGGCCAAGCGCUAUAAUGUAUACAUAAAUGACUAUAACUUUAAGGUGGGCGCCAAGUGCAAGGUGGAAUUGCAGAACGAAACGGAGAUGCGCACGUGCCACAUUCAAAGCAUCUUCAAAGACAAGACUUACUGCGUCGUCUUUGUUGAGGCGAUUGGCAAAAAGAUAGUGGUUCCCUAUGAGUCGCUCCAUCCCCUGCCGCCAGAAGAGUACCGUCCAUGGGCGUUGCCAUUCCGCUAUCAACGACAGAUGACUCGCUUGCCGUUGCCCAAGUUUGCUGGUAAAGCCAACAAGCCUUCCAAAUGGAAGAAGAACAAGCUGUUCGAAAUGGGCCAGUAUUUUGAGCCCAGCAAGUGUGAUUUGGUGCCGAUGCAGGGCUACAUACCCGUGGAGAAUUGCUAUCAGGAAGUGCACAUUCCGGACGAUGAGCAGCGCGAUCAAAGAGAUCCGGAACAGAAUGACCAGAACCCUGCCACGGAGCAGCGGGAGCGUGAAGAGCCGCAGAAGCAACAGCAGCGCACGAAGGCAUCAAGGGUUCAGCGGCAGAACUCGAGUUCCAGCCAAAACCAAGAGUCUCCGGUUUCGGCUGCUCCGCCGCCCACUCAGUAUAUGAAUUAUAUGCCCAUUGUUCAAGGUCGUCCCGGGCAGGUUCCGCCACCUUGGCCUUCAUCUCCGAUGGCCCUUGCCGAGGAGUUUCAGUUUCCCAUGUCUGGGGCACCGCAUCAACCGCCAACCGAAGGUUGUGUUUACAUGCCAUUUGGUGGUUAUGGUCCACCACCACCGGGAGCUGUUGCUUUGCCGGGACCGCAUCCAUUUAUGCCGCUUCCCUCUCCACCAUUGAAUGUCUCCGGAGUUGGCGAGCCACGUCGUUCUCUGCACCUCAACGGUGAGGAUUUGCCCGUGGAUAUGAUCACAUUAAGAUACUUCUACAACAUGGGCGUGGAUAUGCAUUGGCGCAUGGCGCACCACACGCCGCCUGAUGAUCUUGCGAUAUAUGGAUACAAUCAACAGCAGAACAACACGGACCAACAGGGUGGAAGGACUGGAGCCACAGAGGAGCAUUUGCCUGCCGAGUCCACACCACCACCUUCGCCAGAGGUGGUAAAUGCCACGGAGCAUUCACCGCUUGAGAAAACCCCCUACGCCAAGCGCAAUUUGAAUACGCCCAAGGUGCGCGUUAAGCGUCCAGAGCAGCUGCAAGAUAUUAAGGAUUCGCUGGGGCCAGCGGCCUUUUUGCCCACACCCACGCCCUCGCCCAGCUCAAGUGGCAGUCAGUUCAGUUUCUACACUUCUCCAUCGCCGCACCAUCACAUGAUGUCGCCGCCGAGGCUGCUCCAACCGCCGCCACCGCCACCGAUAUUCUUCCACAAGACGGGACCACCUCAGUUAGCGGGAGCAGCUCAGGGACAGAAUCCCUAUGCCUGGGGCAUGGCAGCUCCGGUGGUGGCCCCCUAUGAGGUGAUCAACAACUAUAACAUGGAGCCUUCGGCUCAGCCACAACAACAGCAAGCGGCUCCAUUGCCGCCAGCUCCCGUACCCGUCCAAUCUCAGCCGGCAGCUGUCUAUGCUGCACCGCGUCAUCACUGAAAAAACGGGAAAGGGGAAAGCAGAUCACCUCAAAGAGAGAGGCCAUACGGAUCGAAAGGCGUUCCAUUCCAUUGCAAUAAACGGCUUUUAAAACUUAAUCUCACUUUUAAAAUUGUAGUUAACUUUUUAUAGGCCACCUGGUCGUUGGCGCUCUAUCAUAAACCAUUCAGCUUCUGUACAACAAUCGAUUGCAUAACUUAACGUAAAUGUCAACAUAACUUCAUUUUAAACUUGUAAUCUAACGUAAUUUUAUGCGAUUUCUUUUUAAAGGUAGCCGUCACGAAAUCAAAGAACCAACUAUUUAUAUGAUUUAUUUAAAACCCUUCCAACUAAAAACUCUAUAUACUCUUAUAUAUAUUUAUGUACUCGCUGUUCGGCUAGAGACUCACCUAUGUAAAGUGUACCAUAAAAUUAACCAUAAAUAAAACAAGAUUCGAGUGCAACGCAAAAGACAAAA
This is a messenger RNA of Drosophila santomea, 3179 nucleotides long. RefSeq names its product protein ovarian tumor locus. NCBI's taxonomy places the organism in Eukaryota, Metazoa, Arthropoda, Insecta, Diptera, Drosophilidae. The transcript is spliced from 9 exons. Bases 167 to 2722 code for a protein of 851 amino acids. The record is from RefSeq and is a predicted model, not a curated record.